Messenger RNA from Pyricularia pennisetigena, 219 nucleotides. RefSeq lists its product as uncharacterized. The record is from RefSeq and is a predicted model, not a curated record. Lineage: Eukaryota; Fungi; Ascomycota; Sordariomycetes; Magnaporthales; Pyriculariaceae. The transcript has 2 exons. The coding region runs from base 1 to 219 and encodes 72 amino acids.
AUGGACGCGGCUGUGGCGUCGCGCGGGAGCUGCGUCAGCAUCACCGACGCCGACAUGGUCAGUGGCAGGUCCGGAGACGGUGGAGACGCAUCGUUGUCGUCGUCGGCGUCGGGCGCAUCGUCGGGGAUGGGAGUCGUAGAUGAGGAUGCGAGCGCUGCUGUUAAUGAGGAUGGCGCUAGCGGCGGUGUUGGCGUCGAGAGGGACGGGCGCCGUAGCUGA